ACCUUCCGCCAUCCAGUAAUACCAACGCAGAAUGAGAAAUAUUUACGAUGUGUGUUCCUGAGAAGUACACAAAUCGUCUUCACUUUUUGACAUAGUGCCUUCUUUUUAUAGGCGUUUGCCGCCUGUGUACCACAUUAUGGUGUGUUUCUCCCUCUUGUAAAUAGUGGCAUUUUUUCCAUAUUCAUAUAUUGAUCAGUAUUUGGUUCCUUGAACUGAAGCAACUUUGGGAACAGCCCUAAGUUCAGUUGGGGUGAAUGAAAUGGAUGCAAGAAUAUCUCGACUCUUAUUUUCAUUGAAUGAAGAAUUAUUAACAAAAAGUACCAAGAAUACAGCUGUGUCACAUGAUCAUGCUGUGACUAAGUGGCCAGAUAUGUAGAUACUUUGCAGUGGAAACCAUAAAGAUAAUGUUUGUGGCAGAGUUCUGAUUUAUGGGAUGUGAUGUGUUCAGCACCUACCACAAUUUGCAGCCUAAAGUGUAGGAGAAAAUUACACAAUGUUCUGUAGGUGCAAGUUUUAAUGAAAUGUAAUUUAGGGUUUAUUGAUUCUGUCAGUAGCUCAUUGUGUUGAUAAGAUGACUAGUGAAUAAUGAAUUCAUAACAAUAUGGAAGAACUGGCCUUGGUAUAAUUUAAUAUACUAUCUCAUGUGCCUGGAGGCAAGAUUUGAAUACAGUGCUCAUGUGGUUGGUCAUUUUGAGAUUUUACAGUACUUUGGAAUUUACUUAUUGAAUUCCAUUGCUUCAUACAUACACAAAUCUAAAUCUUAGAAAAUUUUGAUCAUUUAUAGUAAUGUAAAAGGGUACAGAUCUUCAGUGUGGCUUAUAUUUUAUAACAGUAUCCAAGUUACAAACAUGGUGUAAGGUGGUUGUGCAUUGUCUACCCCUUAUUAAAGAGAUAUGCAUGGCGUGGACAUGAUGCUUGAUGACUGAAAGGAUUAUUGUAGCAAUGUUAUGUGUUGGUAAGAAUAUUCUAAUUUUGGUCAUCCUAAAGAUUUCUAGCCAAAUAUUGGGUAGGAUGCAGAACUUAGAAAAGUUACCCAUUUCAUUUUAGUGAUAAGGAGACCACCAGAUUUUGGUCAGGAUCUGAGCUUUAAAAUAGGUACAAGUUUCAUAUAGUGCUAGUGUGGCAUUUGUUCGUAAUGAGUAAGCGUCUGUUGGGUUUGCCCUACGUGAGAGGAUAUUGGUACUCGACCAAAAGCUUGAACAAUGUUCGUGGAGGCGCGUCUUACAAAUAUUUGAGUGAAGUGCCAGGGCCCGUUGACUUCUAACCGUUCGAACAGAUAUGCAACGAUAGUAAUUCGAUUCCAGAUCUGAAAGCACCAUUUAAAUCGUGUCACGAGCUACUUAUGUACAAAAUAAAUAAAUAUUGACUUCUGAACACAAAAAAUGUAUUACGUUGUGCAAUUUAUUAUGUGCUUUUCUUACGAUCUAACUAUUCGUAGCCGGUCAUGAGUCUCGAUCUUCUAAUCGAUUCUUUCAUUUUCAGGCAACAAAUUAUGUUGGCGAACCUGUAUUAAAUGUCGCUCCACAUUUCCCUGUCGUUACUUACGUAGAUUAAUACCAAAUCUGUGAAAUGGAGGUUGGUGAAGGAACAUAAAUGAGCGGUGAUACAAAGGAAUGUUUUAAGUCAUAUCAUACAAAUGAUUUUUGUGGAUAAUGUGGUUCAGAUGCAUGGCGAGGUAUAGUAUGUGUGAUCGACAGGUGACUGGGAUGGAGUUUCCAAAGAUUCCCAGAGUGCAGGAUUGUGAAGAGUGGACGUAUACUAUGCGUCGUACAAUGCAGGAAAUUGUGCCGGGAUUGUUUCUUGGACCAUACUCGGCAGCAAUGAAAUCCAAACUGGACCAUCUUAAGCAUCAUGGUGUUACACACAUUGUGUGUGUCAGACAGGAUAUAGAAGCACACUUCAUUAGACCAAACUUUCCAGAGAGGUUCAAGUAUUUGGUCCUUGAUAUAGCAGAUAAUGUCACAGAGAACAUUAUUCAGCAUUUCCCAAAAGUUCGUCAGUUUGUUGAUGAAAGCUUGUCAAUGGGUGGAAAGACUCUUAUCCACGGGAAUGCAGGGAUCUCUAGAAGUGCAGCCCUAGCUUUAGCGUACAUUAUGGAAAAGUAUGGAUUGUCAUGCAAGGAUGCUUUCUCCAUGGUCCAGCAGCGUAGAUUUUGCAUUAAUCCAAAUGAAGGAUUCAUGGCACAAUUAACGGAGUUUGAACCCAUCUACAAAGCACAGCGGACUCUACAGAAUGGACAGUGUUCAACAGAGAAGGGUAGAAAUAAGAGGCGUAUUGACCAAGUGGAUGAUCAGGUGUCGAAUCAGGCAGAGAUUUUCAUGUCGGAGGUGAUGGACAUGACUGGCAGCUGAUGUGUCAUAUCAAGAUACAUGUAUCAUUCAGUAGGUACUAAUGAAAGUCUUGUGUAUCCAAAUUUGGCACAUUUGUGGGGCAAUGCUAGUGACAGUGGAUACAAGAUACACGUUAACACUGUCGAAUUUCUGUGUGUUAAGAAGGUGCGUCUUCAUAAAAAUUGUGCAGAUGUUUUUGUAGAUAUUGUAGCACUGCUUGCGGCUCUGCUGGAUAUCUUGUGGGUACUUACAAAAAAUAAGGGCAUGUAGAAGGAAUACCUAACUUGAUCUUUUUACUGUUCAUUCCUGGUAAGAAAAUGAAUAUUAUAUUUGAGACCUAGAGUCAGUCACGUCAUGUAAGACCAGCAGUUAACGCAUUGGUAUUUGAUGUGUGGCCCAUUUAGGCUUGGAUGUAACAAUAACAAGCGACUUAUUUGCAGGUUCCAACUGAACUUGGUUACCCGUUGUCAGUCGUGAUCUCGUUUGUAUACAUUUGAAAUUAUACUUUAAUAAUUAAAUGAUGAGAGCAGUAUGUCAUGAUUUUUUUAAAUUUCUAUGGUAAGUAUUUUAGUGUCAAAUUGUCAGAAUCUGUUGGUAAUAUUCUAACUGUGAAGAUUAAUAUCUUAUGAUAUUUCAAAGUGGUCAUUUUUAAGUACCACACAUGUAAUGAGGUUGUAUCUCUAGAUUAUGAACAGAUAUAGUUGAUGGAGAAUAUUUUGAUGAAACCAGAGACCUCAUUUCUGUUCUCAUUUACCGCCAUUACAUGUGUGAAGGUUCAAUUGGUGUUCAUAAGAAAUUAAAUGGCCACAACUCGUGAAGCUGUUGAAGAAAUUAAGCUUUAUAAAUUUAUGCCAUAUAUACAUGACAAGACGAGUGCGUGCGUGUGUCUUUGUGAUUCUUCAUCAAGAAUUUAAAACUGAAUUUUUUUAACAAAAAGACUGUAGUUCAUAUAAGCAUGUAACAUGGAGAAUCAUCAAGUUUUGAGAAGUCUGAUUAUUGUUUUUUAUCAGAAAAUCUGGUGUAUCCAGCAUUGGGUUUUAUAAAAAAUAACUAAAGUUGAUAUUUUUCAAUA
This is a messenger RNA of Zootermopsis nevadensis, 3402 nucleotides long. Its product is annotated as serine/threonine/tyrosine-interacting protein. NCBI's taxonomy places the organism in Eukaryota, Metazoa, Arthropoda, Insecta, Blattodea, Termopsidae. The record is from RefSeq and is a predicted model, not a curated record. Gene Ontology annotation, cellular component: nucleoplasm; cytoplasm. Gene Ontology annotation, molecular function: F-box domain binding. Gene Ontology annotation, biological process: negative regulation of protein binding; negative regulation of SCF-dependent proteasomal ubiquitin-dependent catabolic process; protein dephosphorylation.